CUCCCCGGUACCAAAGAUUUUGGGGUGAGGGUGGUCUGCCUGGUGUUAUGCUCGCUGUUGGUGGGUUGAACUAUGCAGCUUUGCGAUAUGGACCACCAAAAACUGCAAGUGUCAUGUUCCUCAACCAAGUCCAACACUCCAUAAUACACAGGCACCCAAGAACACUCACGCAAUAUGUUGCCCCAAACAUUUCUCUUGGUGGUUGCCGCUGCAAGAGUUGCAAGCACACUGGCCAUUCAGUCUAGCCAGCUCUCCGACCUCCAGCCCACCCCCUGCACCCCAUCAACCUGCGGUCAUAACGGGUCCGUUGUUUGCUACAACGACGAGCAAUACUGCCAUGCCGAGGCAGACAAGCCCAAUUACGUUGGGGAAAGCUUGGGUCUACCCUGCCGCAACGACACAGUUUCGCCCAAGUAUCCCAUAACAAAGGCCUGUGAGGAAAGCAAGCUCGCGCCUUAUGACAAGGACAAGAUACCCUCAGAGUGCCUGAACACAUUGUGUGCCGCCAUGGAUGGAAAGGCGAAGGGGCUCUGGUGUCUGUAUUUCCCCAAAGGCUGGACUGGGUUGCAGUACAAGAAGCUAGGGAUGGAGUGUGACCCGUCAGAAGGGCGAUGAGGAGCAAUGAUGGGGCUUUUCUUUUGCCAGGAAUGCCGUCAAAACGGUGACUAGGCAGUUCCAAGGUGCUGUUGAUAUUUGUUUCGUAGACAGCCCUCAGCCAAAAAAACAGAUGAGGUAGAGCUGUCUUUCAUCGGCCUUGUUAAAAUAUACCAGCCAUGAGUUAUCAAGCUCGUUAAAGCACCAUAACAAAACAGGGACUAUGCAAUGCGAUAGCCUAGUUUGGUCUUGCCGUUGUAUGACGCUUCAAUCAUACACACUUGGCGUGGAUCUGUUGCAUC
Pyricularia oryzae 70-15 is the source of this 896-nucleotide messenger RNA. RefSeq lists its product as uncharacterized. Lineage: Eukaryota; Fungi; Ascomycota; Sordariomycetes; Magnaporthales; Pyriculariaceae. The transcript has 2 exons. Bases 175 to 615 code for a protein of 146 amino acids. The record is from RefSeq and is a predicted model, not a curated record.